Molecule: messenger RNA, 6696 nt
Organism: Saccharomycopsis crataegensis
Lineage: Eukaryota; Fungi; Ascomycota; Saccharomycetes; Ascoideales; Saccharomycopsidaceae
Gene: BLM10
Product: proteasome activator BLM10
Exons: 1
Coding region: 1-6696 (2231 amino acids)
Biological process (GO): proteasomal ubiquitin-independent protein catabolic process
Cellular component (GO): nucleus; cytosol
Molecular function (GO): proteasome binding; peptidase activator activity
Source: RefSeq, a predicted model, not a curated record
AUGUCAGCGCCAAACAAUCGUAUGGGCAACCCAAAUCUUAGGGCCCCGACGCCCGUGAGGCCUUCACCUAUUAAAUUAUCUAACAGUGGGGCAAACUUAGCAAGAAAUGUGUUCUAUUCAUCUUUAUCAUCUAGUAUCGCUACUUCAAGAUCUGCCACCCCGUUGACCCCUCAGCCUAAUCCUGUCGAGCAAACGAGGUUAGAAUAUUACAACUUAGAUGUGCCAAAUACUACAAAGCUUGAUGAGCUAUAUGAUCCACAAUCAAGAUUUUUUGGCCGUGUUAAACCACGUACUUUGGAGUUACAAGAAGCUCUUCCGUAUGAAACAGAGUUGCCGUUAGAUCAAUCGAGGUAUUUGAGCCAUAUUAUCAGUCAUUUGUAUGCUGCCAUAAAAUCCUUGGAUAUCAAUGGUGUUAUAAGCGUUUCUCCAAAAGAUUUGGAGAAAGUUAGGUCUGCAGUUCUCAAGAAGAUGACCAAUGGCAAUGAUUCGUCAGAUGAUAAUAUUAUUGGUCAUGAUCUGGAGUAUGAAGAUCAUCAGGAUGAUGAUGAUGAUGAUGAUGAUGAUGACGAAGAAGACGACGACGACGAUGAUGACGUCGACGAACAAGAAAGUGAUGAAGAGGAGGAAGAACUAGGUGAAGAUAUAGAAGACGAUAUGAGUGGCGUUGUAUCCGGUGGCAUUAACAGUGCAAGCACCUCAUCAAGUCAUCCAGACUCUUCUAUCGUAGUUAGCGUUCGCCAUUGGACUAAAGAAUUAUAUACUUGGAUUAAAAUGAAAAACGACAUGCCCUUUGAUUUAAGAAUCUCUUUAUCAAAAGUAUAUUACAACCUUUGCUUAGUCGCUGGUCAAGGAUUCCUGAUUUCUGUUUUUGUUAAAAUGUUUGCCUUAUUAACGAAGUACGAACCUGAUGUCUUGAAAAAGAGAGGCUUAAAUUUGGAUUACAGGCCUUUAUUUAAACUACUCGAUGUGUACUUUCCACAUGCUCAUACUGUGGAAGGUUCUGUUGUUCCACAAAAGAAGCAUCUUGUCAAAUUGGGGAUGUAUUCAAACUACUUUUUCCUGGAUGAGGACUUUGAUGAAAUUUUCAAUCUCGUGGGUAGCAGAUUUUCAUUGAAUACUGCUUCUCUAGCUUUAACUUCAAUGUGCUGCUUGUUGCCAUUGAGUAAUCCUAGGCUUGUGGACGUCACUCCCUCCCUUUUCCACAUUUGGACGAUUGUCACUAAUGUCAAAGGUAUGGACUCCCCUAUCACCGAAACUAUGGGAACUGGAUUUGCUAGGAUAUUAUCAGAACAUGUUAACGAUCCAGAUGUUUUAUGUAAAUUUGGAAAAUAUGGCUUUUUGAAUGCAGAUCAAUUAUUAUUUGUAUUUUCCAAAUUAUUGAACUCCUUUGAUAUCCAAUCUCGAAAAUUUGGUUCUUCCGCUUCUAGCCACAGUUACGCUGGAUACGCAAAUAUUAUUGUUUUCAGUAUGAAUGGCGAGUUGGCAUUAGAACCAGAUGGCGGUGUAUUUUUCCAUUUGGAAACUUUGCUCAACAGUAUGGAGACUUAUUUGCAUCCUUCUAACACGGGAGUUUGGUCUGUGACUUGUACGAAAUUCAUACAGCUUUUGAUCUACUUAUUCCGCAAAAGACAUAUUCUAGAGAGCGACCCAGACGAGCAUUUAUACAAUCUUCCAGAACAGAAUAAGUUGAGCCCAUUUUGUGUGAAAAGGUUUGUGAAAAUAUUGCUACCGAAAGUCAUGCUUGGUAUCCAAUCAAAGAGCACUGCGGUGGUGAAUAUCAAUUGUGAAGCGCUCAAUAUGCUUUGUUCUUUGGCACCAGAGUUGGUUUUGAAUGUGAUUUUAUUGGAUAUUUACGAAUCAUUACAAACUGUUAUCACUAAUCAUAGAUUGACAGUGGUGUUAAAGAUCUUAACAAGGAUUUCAAAAUAUUUUUUGACGCAGAAGAUUUUCCGGUGUCAUGUCACCAGGAUCUUGGGACUUUUACUCCCAGGAAUAGAUUCAAAUGAUUUAGACAAAACCUUUUUGACCUUGAAUGUCAUAAGCUCUUUCGCCAGCUUCUUACCCUUUUAUGACUUAUCAAGGCAAUGCGAGGAUGAUGAUGUACUUGUUGAUAGUGGCUUAGCAUUUGAAGCUACUCAAAGUCACUUGGCGUUUCUAGAGGAAAAGGUUUAUAACAACAUGAAAAUUGAAGAUGAGGACCAGGAAUUUUUCCAACUUGAUGACGAAUAUGAAAAGAAAGUUCUUAUUUCCUCUUCGACGUUAUUUGAAGAUUUUCUAAGUAUGUUCACUUAUAAAGUGUUCACUUUGUUAGAAAACUUAUCUGACCAAUCAAACGUGCAAUCCAAUUCUGAGCUCAAUUUAGAAACUUCUUUACCAAGAACCUUUUUGCUCCUAUUCGAAUCUAUGGCUGAUGAUUAUUUUUGCUCUAUUGCUACUAAGUUUUUGAAUUUUAUAAAUGAAAAUCUUCAUUAUGAUUCAAUUGAUCUUACAGCACAAAUUAUAGGUUCUAUUGUUAAACAUGAUCCAAAAGGCCAAACCCCUCAAUUCAUGGAGCUUGUUUUGGAUAAAAUAAAUGACGAGCUUGAAAAUGGAAGUGCAGGUAAAGUUAGAAGCACUGAAAUUCUACAUCGCGAUAAACCUCUAUACUGUUUAUUGACCCUUCUAGGUGAAAUAGUACGCUAUGCAGGUUCCAAUGUGCUCAGUUACAGUUAUAGAUUAUCAAAUCUUUCUAGGCUUCUUCUUAGAGAGGUCAAAGGGCCAAUUAUUUUCCCUGCCACCUUCUUUGUCACCCAAUUGUUGAAAUCUUUGACAACCAUUAGAUUAGAAGAACAGAGGCUAGUUAGUCCAUCAUAUGUGGAAAAAAACGGAAUAACUGAAACAUGUUGGGGAGGUUUCUAUGACAGACCAGAAAGAUUCAAUGCAGAAAAUUUGAAAUUUGGGUGGCAUAUCCCAAAUAAAAAGGAAGUUGAAUUUGCAGUUCACUUCUUUUCAGAACAUGUUCAAGAAUGUUUCACAAAUUUAGAUAAAUUGAUGAGAGAUGCGAAUAAGAGAGGCAUGGAUACUGAUAGUAAAGCUACAGAGGAAGAUGAUAUUACGGAGGAAGUUGAACAGACAGACAACUCUAGUCCGGAUUUAUUAGAUUUUACCGAUAAUUUCAGAAAGAAUUUGUUUUACUUGAGUCACUCCACUUCAGGAAUUGCAUACUUGUUAGAUCCUGCAUAUGAGGAUAUAACUAAGGCUACUACAGGAAAUCACAAAUUAAACGCUCAAUUACUUGAUAAGCGUUUAAGAUCGUUGAACUUUUCUCAAAGAUCUCUCAAUAUCACUGGAAAUGCUGGCAACCCAUCUGCUACUGCUGGCGAUGAUCAUAGCGCUAUCAAUACUGAUGUAGCAAAUACUGAAGCCACAACCCCUUGUUUGUAUUCUAACAGUGAUCAAAAUGCCGAAAAAUCCCACGAUCUUGGUCCAAAGGAGCCCUUCAUUGAAUCCGAUGAAUCAAUUGCUUUAAGUAGGGCUGAUUCUGGCGUCAACUUAGCAAAUAUGGUCCCAAUUGAUAUGUCUAGGGAAUCUUCAGAAAAUAAUGUGGAUAUGUUGUCUUUGUCCGGAGUAAGAAGCCCAGAGCUAGAUAAUGAUGUUACCAAUCCUGCCAUUACCUCGAGAGCUCAAAAGAUUUAUACAUGUUCUUAUUUCUUCGGCAACACCAAGGAGGAAAGACACAAAAAUGAUUUAUACAGACGUGUUCACGCGUUAUAUAGAAGAAUUGGCGAGAAACUUCAUGAUGUAUGCAUGUUUUUACUUCAGUACUAUCCGAAUGAUGUGAAAUUGUUCAAAGUUUUUUUGCAUACCGUUGAAACUUGGUUCUGCGAUUAUGGCGCCGAAAACUCACUCAAAUCAUUUGAUGAUAAUCACAUCUCAUAUAAGUAUAUGAGACUGAUACAAGGAUCUUUUUGUAUUAGAAAGCCUUUCACCAGAAUUACCAUUGGUGCUCGUGUUGAGAGGUAUCAUCGUCAAAGAAUGUUAAUGCAUGCCAGCAGCAGAUUCCAAAGCAAAUUGGAUGAAACUCUUUUGGGUGAUCUUAUAAAGUUGUCUUUGUCUCUUUAUUCUUCUAUCUCUGCAUCUGCGCAGUUGACCUUGAAAGCGGUAAUGAAAAAAAGUAUUGGAUCAUAUGCUUUGUUGAUUAACACUGUAUUUGAGAAUUUAAGUAAUGUUCUUUUAGACAAUGAUUAUAAGAGAAUCAAGAGUGCGUUAAACGUGUUUAGUGUCACAAAGCUCAAAAAUAGAAUCAGCAGUGAUUAUAAGAAUCUUGUUAAAUAUGUCAAAUUUUUACUACGUUGUAUGGAGGUUGAUGAUGAAAAGACUAGUAGCAUUGCUAAGCUUCUCUAUGGGAAAUUGGCCAAAAAUAUCAAGGUUCCAUCAACCAUAUGUAUAUUUAAUGAGGAUUCAAUGGAUGUCAUAAGGCCAGCAGAUUCACUUGUCGAUAUUGAUAUAAAGUUACUCAAGACAGCCAAAGAGAAUAAAAGGGCUACUUCUAUUCACUUCUUGAGGCAAUUGCAAAAAUUGAUUCUAGGUGAAGAGUCGAAAAGCGAUAAAUCAUGGCAAGUUUCAUUGAUAAACAUAGAAUUAUUGGUCCGCUUACAAUCAAGUUUUUCGAUGAAUACCAACUCAGAAAUAUUUGAAUUGUUUAUGAACAGCGCAGCCAAGAGCCAUCCAAGUAUUUGCCACAUGGGCAUUUAUGGGGCUCUCAAAUCGUUCACAAAAAUAAUGAAGCUCUCAAAUUGUUCGUAUGAUUUGAAGAAGCUUUUAGACCCUUGGUGCUAUUCAGACAGGUUUGAAAUUAUUAGUACCGACUCCAAAUCCAAUGGCAAUUUCACGGAUAAAUUUUUUAAUGAAUUGCAAAAGACAGAAGAUGCAGAUUAUUAUUUUGACACGAAGAUAUUCAGAGGAUGGUUGUUCUGGGGGAAAGAUAUGGUGGUUGCGAAGAACCAAAAAGAGCAGGUGUUGAAAUUCAACAAUAAUGAUAAAAAGUUGUUUAGCGGCGUGGAUUCUCACAUCACAAAAGAAUGGUUCCGAAGUAUCGUAAAGCUUAUUAUUGAAGAUAAUGAGGAAGGAUCCAGAUUUCAAGGAAACAACAUUCAGUUCAUGAACAUGUUGAUUGUAUUAAUUUACAACAAGUAUUUGACGAAUAUAACCAUAGAAGAUAUGAUUACAGUGCUUGGGGAAAGUUAUGUUCAUGAUGAAAAGAGUACGCAUAUUAUCACAUGUGAAGCUUUAUGUAGCUUCUUGUUAGCAGCGAAAUACACUCCAGCUGCAAAAGAUUUAAGGGUUCAAGAAUAUGUGAUUAAAACAAUUGCUACAUGCUUCAGAGACUUAUCGCCAGAUACUAAGUCAAUUUGGAAAAUUUUCUCAUUUUGGAUUGUAUCAUAUACUGACACUAGAAGAUAUGAUUCAUUAGUUAACGAAAUCUUCAAUUAUGAGACAGCUCUUACAGAAAGCAGUCCAUUCAAACAAGCAACACGCUUAUCUUGCUUAAAAGUUUAUUUGACCAGCGUCACUUGGAAAUAUAGAGACGCCGAUAAACUUAUUGAAAGCAUGUUACAAUUAAUGUUCCAUCCAUAUCAAACAGUUCGUGAUCAGGUUGCGGCGACAAUUACUGUGGCUCUUUACUGUGGCUUCAAUGAGUCCUACCCAGACUGUGAUUCAUUUGUGAAAGCCAAUUCAUUGUAUGGCUCAUUGGGUUUAAUUCCAUUUCAAAUUUCUGAAAAUGUGAUUCUCAACUUAAGACAAGCGUUUGCAGCGGUUGAAAGCUUUAGAAACAAGAUUAACGAGGGUGAUAAUGCUCAAGAAACCUUGAAAACUCCAUAUAUUUAUGGUGCCAGGACUCUUAUUGUGUUGAUUACAAGUAUGUUUAGAACCAAUGCUUGUGUUGGUUUUGUUGAUCUCAUCCCCGAACUUAUAUCACCAUUUUUACUAAAUCUUGAGCAUAUGAGAGAUGUUUGUAAACUCGCUAAUAUCAGUCCUAGCUCUGUGUAUUUGAUCUUAGCGAGAAUUCCUUUCAGAAUUGAAAACAUCAAAACAAUUGUGGACUUGAUUCUACAUAAUGGUGGUGUUGUGGAUCCCUCAUGGCACCAGCGCUUAACCCUUCUUUCAUUUACGGAGAUUUUCUACUUCCGUCAAUUGUUACUUUUGAAUUCUGACCAAAGAAAGGCAUUGUUUUCUUACGUCUCGGAAUUAUUGUUUAACAGAAAUUUAGAGGUUAGAGAAGCUGCUUCUAAGGCAUUAUCUGGUAUGGUACACUGCUCACCAACCAAGGAAAGGGAGGAUAUGAUCCACUAUUACAUUGGUGAAUAUGCGAAAAUCUUGCAGAAGUACAAAAAGUUAUCUAGAAAGCAAAAGAAGACACAGAAGAAGUUUUCUCAAGCCGAUAGUGUUACUCUUCACGGUGCUUCUCUUGGCUUGGGUGCGUUGAUUUCCGCUUUUCCAUAUCUCUCUCCUCCGCCUUCUUGGUUCCCUGACGUCUUAGGUUUGUUGGCCAAUAAUUCAUAUGGUAUUUCAGGAGUUGUUGAUAAAACCUCGAAGGGUAUUUUGAGCAAUUUCAAAAAGACUAGACAAGAUACAUGGCACAUAGAUAGCAAAGUAUUCACUGAGGAGCAGUUGGAAGAUUUGGAAGGUGUUUUGAGAGAAAGUUACUUUGUUUGA